CAUCCCACGGGUGCCACGACAGUGUUGGGCUGGGACAUGCGGUGGGAGAGGAGGAGGAGGAGGACUGGGCUCCGGGUACCAGGGCGUCCGGGGCGGGGAUGGUAUGCCACCACGCGGAAUGCCGGCGGCUGAACUGCAGCAGCCCCCUCAGCCUGUGUGAGCUCUGCGACGGCCACCUCCAUGGCGCCAUGCACUUCGACGGCCACAUCCGCUUUGACCUGCCCCCACAAGGCUCCAUCCUGGCCCGCAACAUGUCGACGCGCUCAUGCCCCCCACGCACCAGCCCUGCCUCCGAUGUGGAGGAGGAGGAAGAGGGACCGGUGGACAGCAGAGGGGAGCGGAGGAGCUCAGCGCUGAAGCUUCCCAAGAAGAAGGCUUGGCGCAGGCACACGGACGACCCCAGCAAGGAGUGUUUCACCCUGAAGUUCGACCUCAACGUCGACAUUGAGGCAGAGAUCGUGCCAGCCACGAAAAAGAAGUCCCUGGGGGAGGUGCUGCUGCCGGUCUUUGAGAGGAAGGCAAUUGAGCCGGGCAAGGUGGACAUCUACCUGGACCAGUCCCACACGCCGCUCUCACUCCAGUUCGAGGCGUACCGCUUCGGGGGGCACUACCUGCGAGUGAAAGCCAAGCCUGGGGAUGAGCUCAAGGUGGAGCAGGCAGCACGGGAUGCCAGGUCAGCCAGCCUGCCCAUCCUGCACGCUACUGGCACUGCUGCGCUCCUCAGACCAGCACCGGAGCCGGUGCCAGGAUGCCGGGAGGGUGCUGACAGCCUGGCUCCAGGCCGGCGGAGGAAGAACAUGACGGAGUUUCUGGGGGACGCCAGCAUCCCCGGCCCUGAGCCAGCCCUCCACGGUGGUGGCUCCCUGCCUGCCAAUGGCACUGACACCUGGAAGAACCGCGCUGCUAGCCGCUUCAGUGGCUUCUUCGGCUCCGGCACCGGUGCUGCCUCCUUCGGGCGGGAGACUGAGAAGCUGGAGCAGCUGGCGAGCAGGCUGCACGCCUACGGCAACUUUGGGCUACCCAAGCUGCCGCCCCAGCUCCGCUUUGACCGUGACUCCUGGGAGGAGGACGGGGAUGAGGCCGGGCUGGUGCUGGAGGACAGCUGGCAGCAGAUCAUCCGGGGUGCGGAGGCCCUGUCGCGCCGGCAGUGCCACCAGCAGGAAGCCAUCUGGGAGCUGCUGCAUACUGAGGCCACCUACAUCCGCAAGCUCAAAGUCAUCACUGACCUCUUCCUCUGCUGCCUGCUGAACCUGCAGGAGUCGGGGCUGCUCUGCGAGGUGGAUGCCGAGCGGCUCUUUGGCAACAUUGGGGAGAUUAUCCGGCUGCACCGCGAGCUGUGGCGCGGUGUCAUGGCCCCAGUGCUGGCCAAGGCGCGUCGGACUGGGGCGCUGCUCGACCCCAUCGACUUCCUCAACGGCUUCAAGAUGUUUGGCUCCCUCUUCAAGCCCUAUGUGCGGUACUGCAUGGAGGAGGAGGGCUGCAUGGAGUACAUGCGGGCGCUGCUGCGGGACAGCGAGCUCUUCCGCGCCUAUGUGACGUGGGCCGAGAAGCAUGAGCAGUGCAGCCGCCUGAAGCUGAGCGACAUGCUGGUGAAGCCCCACCAGCGCCUCACCAAGUACCCGCUGCUCCUCAAGUCUGUGCUGAAGAAGACAGACGAUCCAUGUGCCCGCGAUGCCAUCACUGCCAUGAUUGGCUCUGUGGAGCACUUCAUCAACCACGUCAACUCGCGGAUGCGCCAGCGGCAGGAACGCCAGCGCCUGGCCGCCAUCCUCGACCGCAUCGACUCCUACGAGGUGGUGGAGGGCAGCACCGACGAGGUGGACAAGCUGCUGAAGGAGUUCCUGCGGCUGGACCUGACGGCCCCAAUCCCCGGCACCUCCCCAGAGGACACCCGGCAGCUCCUCCUCGAGGGCAGCCUGCGGAUGCGGGAAGGUAAAGACAGCAAGAUGGAUGUCUACUGCUUCCUCUUCACUGACCUCUUCCUCAUCACCAAGCCCCUCAAGAAGGCUGAGCGCACCAAGGUGGUCCGGCAGCCUUUGCUGGUGGACAAGGUCGUCUGUCGGGAGCUCAGGGACCCAGGUUCCUUCCUCCUCAUCUACCUGAACGAGCUGGGGAGCGCCGUGGCCGCCUACACCUUCCAGGCCAGCGGGCAGUCGCUGUGCCGCAGCUGGGUCGAGGCGGUGCGCAACGCCCAGAACCUGCUGCAGCGGCUGAGGCAGCGCCGGCGCCUGGAGCAGGAGGAGGAUGAGGAGGAGGACGGCGAGAGCGGCGCCUCGGCCGCCAGCUCACCCACUGUCCUGCGCCGCGGCAGCGCCAGCCCGGACUCGCAGCGGUGCCCCUCCGACGGCUCUACCGAGACCCUGGCCGUGGUGGCGGCGGACGGCGGCGAUGAGCUCUCCUCCCCGGACUGGGACGCGGGGCCCUUCGGCUCGACCUCGGACAGCUCCUCCGUCGGCACCGGCACCUCCGUCGGCACCGGCACCUCCGCCGGUACCCCCACCUCGGCCGAGGGCCCCAGCCGGCAGCUGCCCGCGGGGUCCCUGCCCGUGCCCCUGCCCCGCGGCGCGGCCCCCCCGGCCAGCGGCUGCCGCUCGUCCUCCAUCGACAGCGCGUACGGCACGCUCUCGCCCGCCUCCCUGCGGGACUUCGGCCAGCAGCCCGAGGGGGCGGCCGAGGAGGGGCGGGAGCCCCCCCCGGCCCCGCGGCCCCCCUCGCCCCGGCUGCGCCGCCGGACGCCCGUGCAGCUCCUGCCCUGCCCGGCCAGGGUGCUCAAGUCCAAGUCGGAGGCCAGCCUGCCCCAGCUCCUGCCCCCCGGCCCCCCGGCCUCCCUCAGCCAGAGCCGCAGCCUCUCCGACCUCUGCGCCGGCCCCCCCCGGACUAGCCAAACCCCCGGCCCCCCGGCCGCCCCCGGCAGCAGCGGCAGCUCCACCUCCGAGCUCUCGGAGCCGGAGGAGCCGGUGCAGAGCCCGGCGUCCCUCCCAGGGGGGCUCGGUCGCGACCCCCCGGCCGCUGCCCGCCGGACCCUCUCGGACCCGCAGGCGGCACAGCACCGCAAGCUGACCCUGGCGCAGCUCUACCGGAUCCGGACCGCGCUGCUGCUCAACUCCACGCUGACUGCCUCGGAGGUCUGAGAGCCGCCGGGGCGGCGAGGACGGACGCGCGGCCGCGCCGAGGAGCCGCUCCCGCUUCUAACCGUAGCGUAACGCUGGGGCCGGGCAGAGCGGGCGCUGGGAUGCCGUGCCGGUGGGGACACGGACGGGGGUGCAGACCGGUCCCCUCGGCGAGGACGUGCCCCGGGCAGGGGCUGCCCGCUUCUCCCCGGCGCGGGGACGGAGGCGGCGCAUGGCUCCUGCCGACCCCUUGUCCGCGGAGAUGAGGGUUGCCGGGCGGGGCCCAGUCGGCCCUGGGUCGCGGGGGGCUGCGGCGGGCCGGGGGGCGGCUCCGGGGGGCGAGGAAGGGAUGACGACGUUGGCGGUGGUGAGUGGGGAAGGUGCCGAGAGGGACGCGGCGCCGGUGGCGCGGUGCUGCGGGCGGCGCGGGGAGGAGGCUGGGGCCGGUGGCAGGAGAGGACGGUGCUGGGCUGGGGCGGGCGGUGGCCCCGGGGUCUGGCCGGGGCAGGGUUUUCCCCCAGUGGGGUGGGAUGGGCGGCAGCGGACGGCAGCGCCCGGGGCCGGAGCCGCGGGGGGGACGUGGCGGCGGCCGGAGUUCCGGCUGCCGCCCCGUGCCGGGCGGUGCUCCGCGUCCCGGCCGAGCAAUAAACGCAGCCGGUGCACGCUCGCUCCCGCCUCGCCUCGCC
Molecule: messenger RNA, 3796 nt
Organism: Grus americana (Whooping crane)
Lineage: Eukaryota; Metazoa; Chordata; Aves; Gruiformes; Gruidae
Gene: PLEKHG5
Product: pleckstrin homology and RhoGEF domain containing G5
Exons: 21
Coding region: 99-3131 (1010 amino acids)
Biological process (GO): Rho protein signal transduction; endothelial cell migration
Cellular component (GO): endocytic vesicle; axon; plasma membrane
Molecular function (GO): guanyl-nucleotide exchange factor activity
Source: RefSeq, a predicted model, not a curated record